AUGACGUCCAUCGUAACGAAGCUCGUCCUGCGGAAGCUCUUCAAAGAGAACAAGGACAACAAGCAAGGAAUCGAGGAUCCGUACUUUGAAACCGUCCCCGCAACCCGCCUCGGCUUCAAGUCCACCAAAAAGCUCCCCAAAGCGCACCCGCCGGGCCUCACCGAAAAGGAAUCUCAAGUCCUCACCAAAGCCAAACGACGUGCCUACCGCCUCGAUCUCAGCUUAGGCUCCUUCUUCGGCGUCCGCGUUGGCUGGUCCGCCGUCAUCGGUCUGAUCCCAGCCAUCGGUGAUGUCUUCGACAUGCUCUUGUGCCUGAUGGUCUACCGCACGAUCUGCUCUGUGGGUGAUCUGCCCAGCAACCUCAAGAUGCGCAUGCAGUUCAACAUCGUGGUUGACUUCCUGAUCGGUAUUAUCCCGUUCGUGGGUGAUAUCGCGGAUGCAGCAUACAAAUGCAACACCAAGAACGUCAUCCUCUUCGAGGACGAGUUGCGCAGACGCGGCAAGAAGCGCCUAAAGGGCACCGCGCAGGAGAAUAUGCCGGAUCCGAGUCUGGGUGAUACCUUCGACUAUCAGGCUGAGGAGGAAGCGAGGACGAGAAAUGGUGGCGCGCCGCCGAGAUACACGAGCCGGAGGGAUAGGAGGCGAAAUGAGAGUUUCGAUGAUCUGGAGAGCCAGACUCAGGGGACAGUGUAUUCCGACCCGAAUGCACCACUUCCGCCACAGGCUGCGAGGACCAAUGACAGGCGGGAUAGGCGCGGUCGCUGA
Cyphellophora attinorum is the source of this 765-nucleotide messenger RNA. RefSeq lists its product as uncharacterized. Lineage: Eukaryota; Fungi; Ascomycota; Eurotiomycetes; Chaetothyriales; Cyphellophoraceae. The record is from RefSeq and is a predicted model, not a curated record. The transcript has 2 exons. The coding region runs from base 1 to 765 and encodes 254 amino acids.